This is a messenger RNA of Acanthoscelides obtectus, 684 nucleotides long. Lineage: Eukaryota; Metazoa; Arthropoda; Insecta; Coleoptera; Chrysomelidae. The record is from the annotation of a GenBank genome assembly.
AUGGAACUCAACCGAGAACAUUUUCGCGCCAUAAUUUAUUACAACUUUCAGCAACAAGAAUGCCUUGCUGAGUUACUGUCUGUUUUCGGCAACGAAGCGCCACAUCAUCUUAGCGACGAUCCCAGGGUGGUCGAUGCUGUGCGCAAACUCAUCAUUGAAGAUAGCCAUGUGACAUAUGGCGAGGUUGAGGCGUCCUUGAAGAUCUCAAAGACCUCAAUUCAAUUCCGGAAACUCAAAAAAUGUUCGGCUGAUUGGCCAACAAAAGUCAUCCGUUCUCGAAGUGUUUCGAAAAAGAUGGUCGCGACAUUUGUGUCAAAAGCGGGUCAUAUUGCAACAAUUCCUCUUAAUGAGCAAAGAACUGUUACUGCGGAUUGGUAUACCACCAUUUGUUUGCCAAAAGUCAUCACCGAGCUUCGAAAAAUCAACCCCGAAAGAAGAACCAUCCUCCACCAAGACAAUGCAAGCUCGCACACAGCCCAAAAAACAAGGCAGUAUUUAACGGCAGAAAACGUGAAAUUAUUGGACCAUCCUCCGUAUAGUCCCGAUCUAAGUCCUAACGAUUUCUUUACUUUCCCGAAAAUUAAAAACAGACUGCGUGGUCAAAGGUUCCAGUCACCAGAAAAAGCAGUUGACGCAUUCAAAAAUGCCGUUUUGGAUCUGAGAGCAAACGAGUGGAAUAAUUAG